AUGGCUUCUCUCGCGACCCGCGCCUACCGGCCACUUGCUUCCACCCUCCGCCAGUCGGCUCUUCAGCAGAAUGCCGCUCUCAGGGUUGCUUCUUUCCACACUACUAGCAGGAGGGAUCUCCUUCCUCCCGGCCCUCAGGUCGUCAAGAAGACAGUAAACGAUCCCACCUCGUUCCGUGACGGUGACCCGGCCCACGGCUCCUACCACUGGACCUUCGACCGCCUCCUCGCCCUCGGCCUCGUCCCCCUCUGCGUCACCCCCUUCGCCAGCGGCUCUCUCAACCCCGGCCUCGAUGCCCUCCUCUGCGCCACCAUCCUCGUUCACAGCCACCUCGGUUUCCAGAACAUCAUUGCCGACUACGUCCCCUCGAGGCAGUUCCCUAAGUCCCGCAAGGCCGUCAACUACACCCUCGGUGCCGCCACCCUCCUCGCCGGUGUCGGUCUCUACGAGUUUGAGACGAACGAUGUCGGUGUUACCGAGGCCAUUAAGAGGGUGUGGAAGGCAUGCUACUUCGCCCGCAAUGCGCAAUGGCCGACCGAGCGCCCAAGCGUAUAA
This is a messenger RNA of Scedosporium apiospermum, 555 nucleotides long. RefSeq lists its product as uncharacterized. Gene Ontology annotation, cellular component: mitochondrial envelope; membrane. Gene Ontology annotation, biological process: tricarboxylic acid cycle; mitochondrial electron transport, succinate to ubiquinone. NCBI's taxonomy places the organism in Eukaryota, Fungi, Ascomycota, Sordariomycetes, Microascales, Microascaceae. The transcript is spliced from 4 exons. The coding region runs from base 1 to 555 and encodes 184 amino acids. Gene Ontology annotation, molecular function: heme binding; ubiquinone binding. The record is from RefSeq and is a predicted model, not a curated record.